AUGGGGCACGAUGAGAGUGCUGGCAGGGUGCUAGGUGAGCCCGGCUUCACGAGCUGCCAUCACCACCUCCACUGGGGGCCCCCGGAAGCCCCACUACCACCAAGCUCUGCCAGGACCCCUACUCCUCCCUUCUGCCCCACGGCCUGCGAGCCCCGUGGGUCAAACAGCCUUCCCUGGGGCGUCUGUCCCAGUGGCCACCACCGCUGUGGCCAUUCGGCUGCUCUGGUGGGAGUGCGGGGAGUCAGGGAGGUGAGAGGAGCCUGGAUCCGCCAGAGGAGAGACCCGAGGGGCAGCGGCAGCGCAGGGCAGUCAACCCGCUUCCCUCCCCGGCGAGGGCGGGCAGACCCUGCCCGGGGCCGGGGGCACAGCUGGGUCCCUCGGGGGUUCGGCGCUGCUGGGGCACCGGGGCGGGAGGAUGGAGACGGGCUGAGCUCUCCUCCCGGAUCCCCGCGGUCCGGCGUCUUGCUCCGGGCAUUGGAGAGCCAUGGGGACCGGCCUCGGUGCUCCCCGCCCGCACCCUCGGCCCAGCCGGUGCCAGUGCCCGAAGCGGGGCUCCCAGGGCUGCGGGAGGGAAGCCGAGCCCGGGCACCCGCACUGGCCGCCGAGACACGCCGGGUCGCGGGAGCGGCAGGGUGGGAGCGCAGCCCUUACCUGGGCUCCAAGGGCUGUGCCGAGAGUCGGUGCCGGGAGCCGGAGCCGGUGACCGGUGCAGAGGCUGCCACAGAGCUGCGGCUACCGCCGCCUCCCGCCGCCGCCUCUGACACUCCGCCAGCCCCAGCUGAGCGGAGCCGCUCCGCCCUCCUCCCGGCCCGGCCCCGGCCCCGGCCCCCGCCCCGGCCCGGCGGGUACCGGCACCCCGGGGCAGUUCCGCCUGUUCCCCGCCCGCUCCCGGCACCGCCGCGCAAGGCACCGGCAACGCCGGAGGCUGGCGGGGCUUGGGCAAAGCCGGGGAGGACAUGGACGGACCCAGGCAGGGCACAGGCUGAAGCCUAG
Messenger RNA from Neopsephotus bourkii (Bourke's parrot), 993 nucleotides. Its product is annotated as basic proline-rich protein-like. NCBI's taxonomy places the organism in Eukaryota, Metazoa, Chordata, Aves, Psittaciformes, Psittacidae. The record is from RefSeq and is a predicted model, not a curated record. The transcript has 4 exons. Bases 1 to 993 code for a protein of 330 amino acids.